Molecule: messenger RNA, 1086 nt
Organism: Trichechus manatus latirostris (Florida manatee)
Lineage: Eukaryota; Metazoa; Chordata; Mammalia; Sirenia; Trichechidae
Product: isopentenyl-diphosphate delta-isomerase 2-like
Exons: 6
Biological process (GO): isopentenyl diphosphate biosynthetic process; isoprenoid biosynthetic process
Cellular component (GO): cytoplasm
Molecular function (GO): isopentenyl-diphosphate delta-isomerase activity
Source: RefSeq, a predicted model, not a curated record
AUGAAGAUCAUUAAGGCAUAUGAUAAUGGAAAAGAAUUUGGCGAAAUAGCACUUGAGGAAGGACUGUCUCAUUUGACUAUUUCAAUUAUCAUUAAGGAUAAGAAUAGGAUUUUGGAGGCAGUUAAAGGCGCGAUUGGCAUAAAAUCGACAAUUUUAACGAAGAAGAGACAAGGGCCAGUACACAAGAUAGAGAAGCUGUUGGAACAGCAAGAAAACUACUGCGAGUACUUUAAUGCCAUCAAGGUCUGGUUUCAAUGCUCCACACGCAGAUUUGGCAUAUGUAAUGUGCGAAUAACUGGAGAAGAGGGAAGCACGGAUGUUGAAGCUACUGAAAAAUUCAAGGAUGAGCUAGACAACACGGAAGAGGCAGCAGAGUUGUCAAAAAAUUUUACAUUUGGAUCACAACUAUCAGCAAAGUCUGAAGUAAAUCUUGAUUGGGUUGAUGAGCAUCAGUUGCAGCGUUUAAAUGAAAUGUUAAUUGUUGUUGAUGAAAAUGAUAAAGUUAUUGGUGCCGGUACCAAGAGGAAUUGCCAUCUGAAUGAAAACACUGAGAAAGGACUGUUGCACUGAGCCUUCAAUGUUGUCUUGUUCAACACAGAGAAUAAAGUCUUGAUAUAGCAGAGAUCAGACACAAAAUUUACUUUUCCUGUAUAUUUCACUGAGUCUUGCUCUAGUCAUCCUUUAUACAACCCACUGAAAAUGGAAGAGCAAGAUGCCAUUGGAGUCAGGAGAGCAGCUCAGAGACGGCUGCAGGCUCCCCCAGAGCAGAUUUCUCUAGAAGACAUUUUUUUUAUGACAAUAUAUCAUCACAAGGCAAGAUCAGAUAAAAUUUGGGGAGAAUAUGAAGUUUGUUAUCUUCUGCUUAUGAGAAAGAAUAUCCCUGUGAAUCCAGGUCCCAGUGAAACAAGACAUUUCUGCUACAUGACCAAAGAGGAGUUACCGGAGUUGCUGGAAAGGGGAGCCAGGAGAGAAGUCACAGUUGCCCUGUGGCUGAGAACCAUCGCAGAGAAGUUUCUGUGUAAGUGGUGGCCUCAUUUAGAUGAAGUAACCCAGUUUGUUGAGCUUGAUAAAAUACACAGAGUGUGA